GUCACAGUAUGAGUUACAGUGUGAAGCAGCAGGGAGGAAGCAAAAUGUACUUUGGCAGUGGAACCAAACUGACUGUUGAGUCUGAGGAAAAGUAUGAGCCGUCCUACUACAAAGUGGGAAACGACAGCAACGCCGCUUGCCUGGCCACUGGUUUCAGCCAAUACAAUGCAGCAAUAUCCCGUGGAGACAAUCUCUUUAAUACGACGAAUGCUAUCCUGAUAUCAGGAGACAAGCUGUACAACCAGGUGGCUUUGUUAUCAGGCAAAGAAGGCAAAUGUGAACUAGUGGAAAAAACUGAGGAGAAGUGUGAAGAUACGAUUGAACCAGAUCCAAUGGUGAACCUCAUGGCUCUUACGAUCAUCGGCCUCAGACUGCUCUUUCUCAAGACCAUCGUUUUCAACGUCCUGAUGACUUUUCGACUGUGGAUCAGUCAGUAAACUGCUGACAUUCACCAGAAAACAACUCCAAGAAGACGGAUUCACAGGACGACUCUCUGAUCUGUUCGAUGAAACAGACGCUUCAUUUCUUCCUUCAUCUGCAUCUCAUACAUCUGCAUCAUGUAUAGUCGCAUGUAUAAAUAUCCUAUCUCCUGUUAAUCUGUUAUUAUCAUACUGCUGAUAGACAUGAAGGUAUCCUGUUAACACAACAUAAUACACGAAAUCUUUACUAUGUUGGAGAAGUUUUUUUUGUUCCGUUUGAUGAAUGAAUUUCAACUCUUUCUGUCCUGCUGAUGUAAAUAUCACAGUUACAUUUAACAAUCUGAUUGUUUGCUAUUUCCUGUGUGAAGUUAUUAUAAUAAAGACUGUAAAAACAGA
Morone saxatilis (striped sea-bass) is the source of this 815-nucleotide messenger RNA. RefSeq names its product M1-specific T cell receptor alpha chain. The transcript has 5 exons. Bases 9 to 437 code for a protein of 142 amino acids. Lineage: Eukaryota; Metazoa; Chordata; Actinopteri; Moronidae. The record is from RefSeq and is a predicted model, not a curated record.